Pocillopora verrucosa is the source of this 3168-nucleotide messenger RNA. RefSeq names its product glycine receptor subunit alpha-2. The record is from RefSeq and is a predicted model, not a curated record. Gene Ontology annotation, molecular function: neurotransmitter receptor activity; extracellular ligand-gated monoatomic ion channel activity; transmembrane signaling receptor activity. Gene Ontology annotation, biological process: monoatomic ion transmembrane transport; nervous system process; signal transduction. Lineage: Eukaryota; Metazoa; Cnidaria; Anthozoa; Scleractinia; Pocilloporidae. Gene Ontology annotation, cellular component: neuron projection; plasma membrane; synapse.
CCCCGAUCGCCUUCAUUUGAGGCAGGGAACGCCUAGUUUGAAGACUACAGAGCCUUAGAGAUGUUGCCACAGCUUAUUGCAGCUUUUUUUUUGCUGGGAAAUCACGGGCUUGCCCAGGACGUUAAAUUGAAUCAGUCCAGUCCCGUGACCGUUGCAAAGCCUGAUACUACGACAACUCCGAAGUCAAUGCCAAGUUCAUCUAGUAAUUUCAAUGUAAGCCAACUGAUACGUGAUCUUCUCGACGGUUAUGACAAGAGACUUCGCCCUAACUUUGGAGGUCCCCCAGUCAAUGUGUCUGCGACUGUCUUCAUUGAGUUCAUCGGUGAUAUCGAUGAAAUCAACAUGGAAUUUACGACAAUCAUGUACUUCCGUCAAUACUGGAAAGACGAGCGUUUGAAAUACAACCACAAAGGAUACAAAAAGAGACUUGCUUUUAAUCCUGAAAUGCUCAAGUUCAUCUGGGUUCCGGAUACACAUUUUCCUGGAAUCAAGGACGGGCUUAAACACGACAUCACAGACACCAAUGAAGUGGUCCGACUGUGGCCUGAUGGUGCCGUACUGUACAGCAUGAGGCUGAAAAUAACAUCACAGUGCCCGAUGAACCUGAUAAAUUUCCCAAUGGACAAACAAAAAUGUUAUCUAAACAUUGAAGCUUUCAGUUACGAUGACCAAGAGUUGAUCCUUCAAUGGUAUCACAAAAACCCUGUGACGGUGUCAGACAAAAUUCAGAUCCCCAGCUACACUUUGACAUCUUAUGAUCAUUAUUCAGACACUGAGGACUUCUCGACUGGAACUUACUCCCUCUUAACUAUUCAAUUUGAUUUGACUCGUCGAUUGGGAUUCCACAUGAUUCAGAUUUACUUGCCGUGUUACUUAAUUGUGGUCCUGGCUUGGGUUAGUUUCUGGGUUGAUCGCGAACAAACCGCCGCUAGGAUUGCCAUGGGAAUCACCACUGUUCUUACCAUGGCAACGCUGAUUGGUAGUGCCAGGACUUCUCUACCAAAGGUUUCGUACGUUAAGUCCUUGGAAUGGUUUCUUAUGAUGUGCUUUCUGUUCGUGUUUUCCGCCAUCUUGGAAUACGCCUUUGUGUCUUAUCUGGUGUUCAAGCAGCGAGAGGAAGAGCGAAACAGGGUUGCAAUGAGGAAGAAACAUGACGAGGACAAAGCUUCCGAAGCUGCAGAGGUAUUGGUCGAUAAUGACAAAACGCCUCCUUCGCCUGGUAGCCGCCCCUCUUCAGGUCAAGAGGCGGUCUGGAUACCAGGGAAAUCCCAGGUGGAGACUGUGACGAGACCGGGCAAGUGCCGAGGCUCCAAGAAGCCUCCAUCGGAGGAUCAUUAUGUCAGGAUUCUCAAUACUGUGGAGUUUUUCUCCAGGCUGCUGUUUCCAGUGGUGUUUAUCUUUCUGAACAUCGCUUACUGGCUCUAUUACGGAGGAAUUCUGUAAGAGGAGACUCUGUUGGCGAAUGGUGGAAGAUGUGUUGGAGGGGAGAGGCAUACAUAGCUCUCUUUUCAUAAUUAAAUGGUAAUGGAUUUGCUUUACUGAGCGUUUGUUAGGCGGUUUUGUCAUAACUAAGUACUUUAAAUGGUUAUUAUCCCAAAGGCUUAUUGAAACUGGUUUUUGUUUUUUUUCGCUUGGGGUCAGAAUUAAUUCAGAUGCGCAUGUCCAGUUUAUUCUUGAGCUUGAACGUAACUAAAGAGGAUAUGAAGUUUUUUGAGAUACAGAGUGGAUUUCUUGAGGAUUGAACAUAACAAAGCGUGGAGGGAGCGUGUAAUUUUUGACAAAUUACGUAAAGGACUUUAUAAUAGAGCAGUAAUACCUACACGGGAACUGGAUUGAAAUGAUGUUUGAUAUAAGUCGAAGCCGUCGCAUCGUUCUCUUUACGACGAAUGACUGAAACAAAAAUAGGGAUCGUUGCAUUUCAUAAAUUAUUUGAUAAUUGUUCUUUCGCCUUGUUGCCGUAAGUAUUAUUUUGUCUUUGAGUAGAUAUAUCGAAUUGUUAUAGUAUUAUUAAAGGAAAUACAGAUGUAAAAGGAAAGUUAUAAAGGCCAAAUAAUGCAGAAAUUUCCCUGAAGCUUUCCAUCUCAAAGUGUAAUACUUUACACUCGUUGAGUUUGACAGGAAGGCGUUCUCUGGUAACAUCGACUUAGUAUGUUACGCUAGUAAGCCUAUAAACGAUUGGGGAGUGUUGUUAACUUUUAAGUUCUUAUUAUUGUAAAGGUUUAUAUAACAAUGAUAUUGUAGUUUGGGGCAAGUUUUACAACUCUUUUAUCGUUUACUUCUUUUUGUAUUAUAUACUUUGUAGACCGUUUUUGCAAGCUUUAGACGACUUUCGAUCGAUUGUUAAGAAAAUCGAUAAUUAACUACUCAUUAAGCUUUCGUGAGUAGGAUCAGUGGGCGAGCAAUAAUUGCUAAAAUCAACGAAAUUUCUGGUUCAGUUGAAAAAAUUCUAUAAAAAUUUCUUAGGUAACUGGAGACAUGGGGUCUUCUCCUACAAGUAAAAUUGACAACUUCCUGUCUCCUUUUUCGAUUUGACAGGUCCUUAAAAUGAUUUAGCUUACACUCAUUACUUGUACUAGUUAACACACAAAGAUUCCUGGAACCUCUUUGAUUUUAUUUUAUUGGAGGGGAGACUAACCCUUUUCUUUAAAUAGUUUAAAGUUUGUUUAAUACUUAUAGUACUAAAAAAGGAUUUAGUGGCCCGGUAAGAAUCUUAAAAUUUCAAGUUUGAUACACUUGUCAAACAAUUUUGCUCUUAUCUUUAUUAAAAGAGGGAGGGGGUGAUCCUCGCCUAAAAGUGGGACCUUUAUCAAAAAAUAAAAUAAAUUUCGGGGGUUAAAUCAUCAAGUUUUCUUCUAUGUAUUUUAUCAGUCAAAUUAAAGAGUGUGAUUCACUCCUUGACCAUGCUGAUAUUGCUGACGUGAUUCGAAAGAGUUGGUGUGACAAGCAUCAUGUAAAUCUCAUAAGCUUUAACACUCAAUCCUUCGUGGCCAGGCAAUCGCGAUUGGGAAAUGUAUAUGAUAAAGAAAUCAUUGAUUUCGUCUUUCUAACUAUGUUAUAAUUGUUGUUAGGUUUGCUGCUAUAUAUAAGAACAUUCGUGUAGCGUUAGCGAUUAGAUAUUACAGCUAUCAAAUAUUUAUAGUAAAUUUAUUGCAUAGAAAUAAAACUUGA